AUGGCUUCUUUUGUGGUUAUUCUUGGGUCUUUCACGUUGAAGUUGCUAGUCUCAGAAGGCUCUUCUUCUUGCUACCCUCGACUCAACAGGUUUUCUUCGCCAUUGACGACCUCUCCAUAUUCCUACAUUUUAUGUAACUUUGCUUUCCUUUCAUCCCCUCCCCACCCACCCUUCAACUCUUCUUCAGAACCGAAAACUCCGCCAGUCCCCAACGACAAUGACACGCGACCGCAUUCGGUGACGGACGAUCGAGAGCUGAUGCGUCGUGCCGCGAGUAUCCUCGAAACCUCAUGCAAUCCAACCCCAAAGGUGGCCUUCAUGUUUUUAAGCCGGGGAUCACUGCCUUUAGCACCUCUAUGGGAAAAGUUCUUCAUGGGACAUGAAGGCCUUUAUUCCAUUUACAUCCAUACAUCCCCUGAAUUCAUUGACGAGCCACCAACAACCUCAGUGUUCUACAAGCGCAAGAUACCAAGCAAGCCUGUCCAUUGGGGAACUGCAUCAAUGGUGGAUGCGGAGAGGCGGCUGUUAGCCAAUGCGUUGCUUGAUUGUGCCAACCAAAGAUUUGUGCUACUCUCGGAAGCAUGCAUCCCGCUAUUCAACUUCACCACAGUUUACAACUACCUUAUCAAAUCCAGGCAAAGCUUCAUCGGUUCCUUUGAUGAUCCGAGGGUAACCGGCCGUGGCCGUUACAACAAGCGGAUGUGGCCGACGGUGUCAUUAGCCAAUUGGCGUAAAGGGUCGCAAUGGUUCGAGGUUAAUCGAAAUCUUGCCGUCGAAAUAUUAUCCGAUGAAAAGUACUAUCCCAUCUUUAGAAACCAUUGCAUUCCUCCAUGUUACGUCGAUGAACAUUACGUGCCAACUCUUGUCAACAUAAUGUCACCGGAGGUCAACUCAAAUCGGAGUAUUACUUGGGUUGAUUGGUCUAAAGGCGGUCCACACCCCAAACAAUAUGUGAGAAAAGAUGUAUCAAUGGCAUUGUUGAAUCAAGUUAGGAAAGGAUUUAAUUGUACUUAUAAUGGUCAUACAACCUCAAUGUGCUUCCUCUUUGCUAGGAAGUUUCAUCCGAGCACACUAGAGCCAUUGCUUAGGUUAGCUCCGGCAUUGCUGGAUUCAAUGAAUUAAAAGUCGAAAUGGAGGUCAAAUCGGUAUGACCUUCAAGCCAUUGAUUUUGAAUUGGAUUAUUCCAUUAAGAGUAAUUUUACACUGUUGGUCAUUUAAAUAUAACUUGUUUCUAUUUUA
Molecule: messenger RNA, 1239 nt
Organism: Gossypium raimondii (Peruvian cotton)
Lineage: Eukaryota; Viridiplantae; Streptophyta; Magnoliopsida; Malvales; Malvaceae
Exons: 2
Coding region: 1-1122 (373 amino acids)
Cellular component (GO): membrane
Molecular function (GO): glycosyltransferase activity
Source: RefSeq, a predicted model, not a curated record